Naegleria gruberi is the source of this 2724-nucleotide messenger RNA. RefSeq lists its product as uncharacterized. Gene Ontology annotation, molecular function: ATP hydrolysis activity; ATP binding; P-type calcium transporter activity. The annotation marks the transcript as partial. Gene Ontology annotation, cellular component: plasma membrane; endoplasmic reticulum; Golgi membrane. The transcript has a single exon. Lineage: Eukaryota; Heterolobosea; Eutetramitea; Acrasida; Naegleriidae. The record is from RefSeq and is a predicted model, not a curated record. Gene Ontology annotation, biological process: calcium ion transmembrane transport; intracellular calcium ion homeostasis; manganese ion transport.
GAAACUGAUAUAAACAUUGGUUUGACCGAGAAGGAAGCUAGGAGAAGAUUGGAUAUACUCGGUCCAAACGAAUUAAAAGAAGAGGAAGAAGAAUCUUUAUUUUCUAAAUUUAUUGAAAAAUUCAAGGAACCAAUGAUUUUACUCUUGUUGGGAAGUGCUGCAAUUAGUCUUCUUUUAGGACAAUAUGAUGAUGCUAUUUCUAUUUCUUUGGCAGUAUUCAUUGUAUGUACAGUGGCGUUUAUCCAAGAAUGGAGAAGUGAUAAAGCUUUGGAUUCAUUAAAAGAACUUACAACACACAAAGCUACAGUGAUUAGAGAUGGUAAUCCUCAAGUUAUUUCUGCUUCGGAUAUUGUUCCUGGUGAUGUUGUGGUAUUUUCAUCUGGUGAUCGAAUUCCUGCAGAUGUUAGACUUGUUGAAAUUUCGAGAUUGGGAGUUGAUGAAAGUGUUUUUACAGGAGAAGUUAAUCCUGCAAGCAAAACAAUUGAAAGAGCUGAUCUUCCUUUCCAUCAAUCUGAAGAAUCAUCCAGUAAUCCAUUCCCUAAAUCUACACAUGUUUCUGAUUGUAAAAAUAUUGCCUUUAUGGGUACUUUGGUAUCUGUUGGUAAUGGUAAAGGUGUAGUUGUUUCAACUGGACAAAAGACUGAAAUUGGUAAAAUUUCAGAUUUAUUGAAAUCAAUUGAGGAAAAGAAUACACCUCUUCAAGAUGCUAUGGAUGAUUUAUCUCAAAAGAUUUCCUACUUAUCUUUUGGAGUUAUUGGAGUUAUAUUCUUAAUUGGUGGUUUAACUGGUAAGCCAUGGUUGGAAAUGUUCCAAAUGGGUAUUAGUUUGGCUGUAGCUGCUAUUCCAGAAGGUUUACCUAUUGUAGUUACUGUCACUCUUGCUAUGGGUGUUAUUAGAAUGUCUAAAAAGAAGGCUAUUGUUAGAAAAUUACCAUCGGUUGAAUCUUUGGGUGCUUGUAAUGUUGUUUGUGUCGACAAAACUGGUACCUUAACAAAGAAUGAAAUGACCUUGGUCAAGGCUUUCACUCUUGCUGAACAAGAUGCUGUGAUUAAUGUUACUGGUCUUGGUUAUCAAGCAUACGAAGGUUCUUUCCAUAAGGCCUCUAUUUCUUCUCUUAAGAAUAGAUAUGAUCAUAAUUUGGGAGAAGCUAUCAAACCAACUGAAGUUUCUCAUCUUCAUACCUUACUUAAAGUUGGUGUUGUUUGUAAUAACGCCUCAGUUGAUUUUGCUACUUCCAAGAUUGUUGGUCAACCAACUGAAGCUGCUCUCAUCACUGCUGCUCAAAAAGGUGGAUUGGAUGUUGCUGAUAUUAGAUCUAAACAUAAGAGAGUUGAAGAAAUACCUUUCAGUUCUGAACAUAAGUGGAUGGCUGUCAAGAGUAAGAAUAUUGAAACAGGAAAGGAAAUGUACUAUGUUAAGGGUGCUAUUGAAAACAUUUUAGGAAAUUGUACUCAUUAUUGUAUCGGAACAGAAAAUCAAAAGAAACCACUGAACGAUCAAUUGAGAAGAGAAAUUGAAAAUACAUCUUCACUCUUUGCUGAAAGUGCUCUCAGAGUUAUGGCUUUGUGUGUUGGUGACAAACCAAGUUCUGAACUUACAUUUGUUGGUGUUGUUGGUAUUUAUGACCCUCCAAGACCAGGUGUUAAGGAAGCUGUCUCUGCAUUAUAUAAGGGUGGUGUUAAAGUUGUCAUGAUUACUGGUGACUCUAUGAAAACAGCUGUUGCCAUUGCUAAGGAGCUUAAUAUUGUUCCUGAAGAUGGUGAUGAAAAGGAAUAUGCUUUGUCUGUUGAAGAUUUAUCUACUUCAGACUUUGAGGAUAAGAUUUAUAAGGCAAGAGUUUUCUAUAGAAUGGCUCCUGUUCACAAGAUGAAGAUUGUCAGCGCUUACCAAAAGGCUGAAUACGUUGUUGCCAUGACUGGAGAUGGUAUUAAUGAUGCUCCAGCUCUCAAAAUGGCUAACAUUGGUAUUGCUAUGGGUAAAUCUGGUACAGAUGUCAGUAAGGAAGCUUCAGAAAUGAUUUUAGCAGAUGAUAACUUCCCAACUAUUCUUUCUGCAAUUGAAGAAGGCAAGGGUAUUUUCAGAAAUAUUAAGAGCUUCUUGAGAUAUCAACUUACCACCUCAGUUAGUUGCAUGUUUAUCAUUAUUUUCUGCACAUUUAUGGGUUAUCCUUUACCAUUGAAUCCAAUGCAAAUUUUAUUUAUUAAUAUUAUCAUGGAUGGUCCACCAGCUCAAUCACUUGGUGUUGAACCAGUUGAUGAAGAUGUAAUGAAUCAACCACCUAGAGAUACUAAAAAGCCAAUUACCUCUGGUAAGAUUGUCAUGUCUGUUGCCCUUUCUGCCCUUAUUAUGGUUAUUGGUACAUUAUACGUUUUUAUUCGUGAAAUGGCACAUGAUGGAGUUGUCACAGCACACACAACAUCAAUUACAUUUACUACUUUUGUUUUCUUCCAAAUUUUCAAUGCAUUCAAUUGUAGAUCUGAAAAGAAAUCAGUUUUCCAAGUUGGUUGGUUGACAAAUAUUCCACUUGCCCUUUCUGUUGGAGGCUGUUUGUUAGGUCAAUUAUCCAUGUUAUAUGUUCCAGUAAUGAGAGGUAUUUUUGAAACAGAACCUUUGAGUUUAUCUGAGUUACUUUAUGUUACUCUUGUUUCUUCUAGUGUUUGGUUAAUUGAAGAAGUUAUCAAAUUUUUUGAAAGAAGAGUUGAAUCAAAGUAUCAAUACAAUUAA